This is a messenger RNA of Ficedula albicollis (Collared flycatcher), 1579 nucleotides long. RefSeq lists its product as uncharacterized. The annotation marks the transcript as partial. The record is from RefSeq and is a predicted model, not a curated record. The transcript is spliced from 7 exons. NCBI's taxonomy places the organism in Eukaryota, Metazoa, Chordata, Aves, Passeriformes, Muscicapidae.
GGCUUCGGGCCAUGGCAACCGUCAACAGGCCACGGAAUGUUGGAAUGUUGGGGGUUGGAUGCUGGUAACAAUCAACAGCUCCUGGCUCAUUGGGGUUUGGACCCUGGAGCUGUUAACAGCUUGUGAACAGUGGGGCUCAGACCUCGCAAAGGCCAACGGCACCUUGCUUGUGUGCUAUUGACCUUGCAAAGGACAACGCCAUUUCGAGAUUGGGGUUAGACCCUGCAAAGGCCAAGAGCCUUUGGAGAUUGGGGUUUAGACCCUGCAAAAGCCAACGACAUCUGGGCUUUGGGGUUUAGACCCUGCAAAAGUCAACAACAUCUGGACAUUGGGGUUUAGACCCUGCAAAGGCCAAGAGCCUUUGGAGAUUGGGGUUUAGACCCUGCAAAAGCCAACGACAUCUGGGCUUUGGGGUUUAGACCCUGCAAAAGUCAACAACAUCUGGACAUUGGGGUUUAGACCCUGCAAAGGCCAAGAGCCUUUGGAGAUUGGGGUUUAGACCCUGCAAAAGCCAAUAACAUCUGGACAUUGGGGUUCAGACCCUGCAGAAGUCAACGACCUUUGGUCAUUGGGAUUUGGUCACUGUUCGUGCCAAAGGAGCAGAUGGACACCCGGCGGGGAGCUCGAGGCCUUUCUCACCGGGGACGUUCCUCCAGAUCCCCUGAGGCACUGUUAGACGACAGUGACAGCAUGGCCAAUUCCAUCAUCUGCACUGGCAGUCCUGGGAACAUGCCCUCAACUCUGGCAUCCACUGAUGAGCAGCAUCCCUUGGAAUUGGUUCAGAAAGCCACAGAGAAUUGUGAGCGCUUGCAGCAACAUUUUGAGCAAAUGGCAGAGAAAUACCAGAGGCUCAGAAGCCGCCAGCAGCACAUAGACUGUCUGCUAGAAGAAAUCAGAAGUUACUGUGAAAACAUGGAGAAGUCCAAGGAAAUGCUGCAGCAAUUCAUUGGAAUUCCAGAGCCAGGAGCCUUGAGUCUGUGUCAGAAGAACACCAAGCAGCAGAAGGAAGCAUCAGCCCAGGCAGAAAAGGGAGAGCAGAAGGACAGGAUGGAGGCAAGCGAACGUGAAAGGCGCCAUGCAGAGAUGCAAGAGACACUGGAACAAUGGGAAAAAGAGAAGGCAGAGAGAGAGCAGGAGCACCAGAAGGUGCUGUCUGAGAUGAGGCAGAAAUUUGCCACUUUGGAGGCCCAACUAGAAGCAGAACAAACAAGAUUUGAAAACGCCAAGCGAGAGGUGCUGCUGGAAGAGCAGAAUGAGAGGAGUGCUUUAUCAGAGGCACUGCUCCAGACUCGGGGAGAGCUCAGCCAAGCCUGCCAGCAGAUCCAGCAGCUCAGGCAGGAGUUGGAAGAGCAGCAAGAGAAGGAGCAGACCAUCAAGGCAGAGCUGCAAGCUGAGCUGCAGGAAGCUCAGACUGAAAUCCAGGCAGCGCAGAGGAGGCACAAGGUAGAGCUACAAGGCGUCAGGGAGGAAAUGAAACUCCCUCUUGAGCAGAGGGAGGCUCUACAAAAGCAGGUGAGCAAAACAGCACUGGCACCACAGUCAUCCAGAGAGGGAUCCGUGGCCUUCUUGCUUUUCCAUG